GCCCGCGCCCCGACCCUCCGCCCCGACCCGCCCGUGCCCUGCGGCCACGUGCCCAGAAACCCCGGCCCAGCGCCGCCGGAGACCGUGAGGCCCCCACUUCAAAGGCCUCGACCCCCAGGAGCCCAACUGUUGACCCCAGGCUCAAAGUUCCUAGCCUGACCCCUGACCCUCGCCCCGGAAGUUGGGGUGACUCGGAAGUUCCGGCUCAGUCGCUAGGAAACAAGCCAGCCCGACGCAAGGGGCGGAGCUCUGAUCUCCUCGCCGAGUUGGUGAAGGCAGGUGCGGCAGGAGAAUGCACAGUAAGAAGGGGGGACCCAAAGCUGCAGCUGGGAAGUGGCAGACGCUCCACCCUGGGCCCAAGCCGAGAGCCACUGCUGGGAAGCCCGGUGAGAACCGCCCGCUGCAGAGGAAAGCGGGCCGGCAGGCAAGGGAGCCGGCGCCGGCUGAGAGCCCACAGGCCCCUCCAGGGGCUGCCGAGGACCGAGCGGAGGACCGAGCGGCCAGAGCGAUCCAGGGCGCCUUCCGGCAGCUCCGGGCCAGGAGGGAGCUCGCCCGCCGCCGGGAGGAGCGCCGGGAGUACCUGGAGCAGAUGGAGAAGCUGCAGAGGGAGGCCUACCUGGCCCUGGUGCGCCGGGAGCAGGAGGCCGCGCGGCGGCAGCGCGAGCAGGAGGAGGCGGCGCAGCGGGAGCGGCGGGAGGAGCUGCAGCGUCGCCGCCGCCUGCUGGACGCCGCCUUCGACGGGGACGUGGGCGAGAUCCGAGCGGUGCUGAAGGAGGUGGAGCAGCUGCUGACCCGCGAGGGCGUGGGCCAUGACGAGGCAGGCAAGGCGCGGCGGCUGCAGCGACGCGUGGCUCUGGUGGAGUGCGAGGACAGCCACGGGAACACGCCGCUGUCCGAGGCGGCCGCGGGCGGGCAGUCCCUGGCCAUCCAGCUGCUGGCCGAGCUCGGCGCCAGCCCCAACAGCAAGGGCGCUUUCGGUCGGACGCCACUGUACCGCGCAGCCUUUGGGGGCCACCUGGCAGCCGUGGAGGUGCUUCUGAAGCUCGGAGCAGACCCCCGGGUGUACGCAGAGGACGGGAACACCCCUGAGCAGGUGGCCUCACUGGACACCGUGGCGAGCGUGCUGCACUCGUGGGACCUGAGCCUCACGGAGGCCAUGCUCCAGAACAUGGAGGCAGAGCAGCAGCGCCGGGCCCAGGAGGCCCAGAGGCACAAGGAGGCUGAGGCCAAGCGGUGUGGCAGGCAGGAGGGGUGUGGGAGGUGCUGGCAAGGGGUGCUGGCGAGGGGCGCUGGCAGGGAGCACGGGCAGGGAGCGUGGGCAGGGGGUGCUGGCAAGGGGCGCUGGCAGGGAGCGCAGGCAGGGAGCGUGGGCAGAGAGCGCGGGCAGGGUGUGCUGGUGGGGGGGCUGGUGGCACUGGCAGGGAGUGCGGGCAGGGGGUGCUGGUGGGGGCGCUGGCAGGGAGCGUGGGCAGGGGGUGCUGGUGGGGGCGCUGGCGGAAGCCUCUGCCCCAGCUCAUUCCCGCUCCCUAGCAUGACCCUCAAGGUCCAACAGCUGGCCAGGGAGCAGCAGCAGUGUCACAAGGAGUUGCAACAGGCGUACUGUGAGCUGAGCCGGAGGAUCACAGAGCACGACCAGUGUGAGUGGAGGUGCAUGGACAAGACCAAGCUCACGCUGCAGGCCAUCAAGGACGCAGAGGCCCAGGUGGACAGGCUGCGGCAGGAGGCCCAGAAGGCCGAGGAGGCGCUGGCUAUGGCCAGACUGGAGCUGCGGGAGCAGACGCAGGAGGGGGAGGAAGAGGCGCCCGGGCUGAAGUGCCAGGUCACCGAGCUGCACGACGUGCUGAUGAAAGAUGUGGGCAACCGCAUUCGCGCCGAUGGCCGGUGGCCUCUUGUCAUUGACCCUUCGGGCCAGGCAGCCACCUUCCUGCGCUACCAGGACACCAACUAUGUGGACACAGUGAACCCGGAGCACCUGAAGCCGGAGAGGCUGCGGCUGGCUCUCCUGGGGGCUCUGCGGUAUGGGAAGCCGCUGGUGUUCGACCUGCGUGAGGUAGACCUGUUCCCAGCCGUGCAGCGGCAGCUGGAGGUGGUGCAGCCUGGCCUGGCGCAGGCACUGCUGAGCCGCGGCCUGCUGGAGCAGGAGAGGUACCUGUCGCUGCUGCGGCCCACAGAUGGGCCAGAGUAUAGCCCCACGCAGUUCCAGGAGCAGCGCCUGGAGCACUUCCGCCUCUUUUUCGUCACCAAGGUCCAGUGGCCGCCAGCCGAGCAGCUGCAGGUGCUGCUCCCGGUGCGUGUGCAGCUGCCGGGCACAGGCUUCUAGUGCUAGCCCCAAUAAAGCAUGUGCCCCAGGG
This is a messenger RNA of Macaca mulatta (Rhesus monkey), 2351 nucleotides long. NCBI's taxonomy places the organism in Eukaryota, Metazoa, Chordata, Mammalia, Primates, Cercopithecidae. The record is from RefSeq and is a predicted model, not a curated record.